Molecule: messenger RNA, 483 nt
Organism: Pochonia chlamydosporia 170
Lineage: Eukaryota; Fungi; Ascomycota; Sordariomycetes; Hypocreales; Clavicipitaceae
Product: ribonuclease H1
Exons: 1
Coding region: 1-483 (160 amino acids)
Biological process (GO): DNA replication, removal of RNA primer
Molecular function (GO): RNA-DNA hybrid ribonuclease activity; nucleic acid binding
Source: RefSeq, a predicted model, not a curated record
AUGGUUUACAUCAUGGAAAUCUAUACCGACGGUGGCUGUAGAGGCAAUGGACAACCGGGAGCAAUAGGUGCCGCUGCCGCUGCUUUCAAGAAAAGAAAUGGAACGUACGAUGCAUGGACAACAUCGUUACCCCGAUAUCCCCCACCCACAAACCAGCGGGCCGAAGUCACAGCCAUCAUCGUGGCCCUGGAGCAAGCCCUGGAAAAGUUUGAAGAGCUAGACACAAAUCCAUAUCUAAAUGUCAAGAUCUAUUCGGAUUCCAGAUAUGCGAUUAACUGUAUGACGAAUUGGAUUUACAAGUGGGCCAAAAAUGGGUGGAUCAAUGUUGCAGGCAACGAGGUUGCGAACAGAGAUCUUCUCGAGGAGGCUUCAGAUCUUGAUGAUAGAUUGAGAGAGUUGGGAUACGUGGACUAUAUCUGGAUUCCGAGGGAGAACAAUCAGUAUGCUGAUAGAUUAUGCAAUGAGGACAUGGACGAACAAUGA